This is a messenger RNA of Porites lobata, 5784 nucleotides long. Lineage: Eukaryota; Metazoa; Cnidaria; Anthozoa; Scleractinia; Poritidae. The record is from the annotation of a GenBank genome assembly.
AUGAGACCAACAAGCCUUUCUGAAACAGUGUUUCUUCAAAUCGUGCUUUGUCUGGCGCUCACUUACAGUGUCAAGAGCCAGGGACUGUGCCAAAACUUUUACUUUGUGUUGAACAAUCACGUGGUCGAUGGACACGCCCUUGAAGGUCAUGUUGUGCAAAGGCGCACCGUAAAUACCGCUGCACAGUGUCACGUGAUGUGUAGAGACAACUGCCAGUGUGUCUCUUUUAACUAUCUACCAAGUGACCAAGAAAACAACUGUGAGCUGAAUGAUGCUAAUAAGGAGAUGAAACCAGAUGCGCUUAAAGUCAAAUCAAGAGCACAGUACUAUGGCUUGGUCAGAAGCUACAUUAUGGAGGUAAAUUGAACGUCUUUUAGGGCAUUUAUCUGACAGGCCGUGCCGUUCGAGAAAAGUGAAAAACAGUCGAACCUCCCGCUAACGGCUACCUGUCAGUCUUUAAAUUGACUCUUGCUUAAACCUGUCUACAACGGCCACUUUCCUUUCUCCUUAACGUGGCCAUUGUGGUUAGGUUCAACUGUAUCUAAACACUGUAUCUAAACACUUGUUGCAAACGACGGUGAAUAUUUUUGACUACACUACACAGUCGUCAUAAAAGGGUUGCACCAAUGGUUUUUCUCCAAAUCGUUUUAUUAGAGCCUUAUCUACCUCUAAAACCGAACAGAACCAGUACCAGGCAACUAAAAACUAACAGAGUAAAUUCAUACCAAGCCAAGCUAGCAAGCUGCACUGAACUACAGCAACUACACCAAAGCGCACUAACCACUCUAAGCCAAUAGCAAACUACAUGCCAUGGUGGGCAUAUAAGACGCCUAAAAUGGCCUCUUCUAGCCUGCUAGCAAGGUCUUCUUCUCGCGACUUCCACAAAUGGAGAGCUUGCUGGCAAGCUAGGCCUAAUAGGGAACUUCUUUUGCAGUUUUUAUCCGUUUGUGUUCAAAGUUUGUAGGAUGGUAGGACUUAGAGUUCUAAAAACCGCAUGUUUUUUUUCGAUUUUUAAAAAUCAUCAGUGGCAAAAUCUGAGUUUCAACUACGAUCUAACAGAUAAAUAACUUUUAAAGACCACGAUGCGAUAGAAUAAAUGUCGGCACUUAUAAAACCUAGCACCAAGUUACACCAGUAAUUGACAAAAGCCUGUUCACUUGUUUCAAUCAUAGUUGAACUCAAAGAUAAAUUCCUUUCCCAUUGUUCGAAAAUAUCAUCUGGAGAUCACGUGCAGAUUAUCGGAGAUCCAAUCGGCGCUGUUGAAGUCAAAGUGUUGACAAGCCAAACACAUAUGUACAAGCUUGGUAGAGUAUAGUGCGAUAGGUGGCCACAGAUUUUUGCUCCGGACGAGAAUCUAGGAGAUAAGCGUUGGCUUUUUGUAUAUUUCUCUCUGUUAAGGCUGGAUUAGAUGUCAUUUGCUCAUAAAGUUGUUCUUUGGGUGAUGCAACAGUGGGGUUACCUGGUAACUGUGAUUGGUCUAGGUUUUUUUCCGCUCACGUCAUGAUCAGCAGACGUUAGUGGGGCAGGAAUGCGUGACGAACCCCUAAGAACGUCGGCGCGGGAGGCUAUGAUGUGGCCGACCGAUUCAGCCAUUCUAUGCCAGUCUCAUUUCCCGUAGUUUCAUACUUAUCGAGUACGAUAACCCCAUGGGGCUAGAAGAAUUUGAAAAUCUCUACACUGCGCUGCGCUCUGCUCUCAAGUGAAAGAUUUCUUUUGCUUUAGUACGCAGAUUAAUCUUUAAUUAUAUAUACUAGGUAGAAACAGUCCAGUCAAAUUGUGGUUUAAUAUCAAACUAAUUUGCUACAUAAUUUUUUCAACGCCAUUUAAUUGGUGGAUGGCUAAUUAACAACAUACUAAGAAUCCGCCAAAAAAACAUGACAAACUGAUUGGCAAUAUAGAUUUUCGAAUUUCUCCACCGGGAGCCCAGUUACAGGAAAAUCACAAAUGCAGGCAAAUAAUCUGUUAAUUGUGUUGUUUUUUUUUUUCUUACAGCGGUUACCACUAAAACGCGCUCUCAAAGGGUUUUUUCUUCGGUUCAAACCUGUGUUUUGGUGGACGUCAAUCAACCGUUACCAUGGUUUUUCACACUUUGGCCUAGAGAAGAUUCUUUCUCCGUUUCUUGAGCUCUCGGAAGAAUAUGUCGGCGUUUCAGCCCUUUCUGCAGUAUUUUGCUGCAGGAUCUGACACCGCUUCAUUAGAUUACUAGGAGAAAGAAUUUGUUGAGUGUUUUUUGGAGGAAACUCAAAUUAUCGACAUAUUUACACACUGUAAGUUACAACCACAUAAACUCUUGAAAACAGCCUCCAUUCAGAAAAACUUUUUCCUCUUUUCGGUGUGAUAUCUUUUGUUUCUUUGAAUUUAUACUAGCUUCUUGGCAAUUCGUCCACAGCUCCCGUGUUUUCAUACAAUCAAAUAGAUAAACAACCUGAAAACCGUUACGUAAACUAUAGAGAAUGUUUCGGCUAUUUCACUCAGCUCGCAGAGACCUCGUUGUUUUAACAAUGUAAUCCUUGAUCUUAAUAAAAUAAUUUAAAAAGCCGUCGUCGUUGGAAAUUAUUUGCCCUUCAUUCAGCGAUGAGGGAACCUUCACUGUCAGAGCGCGUGGAAAACCAUGGAAACAGUUGAUUGACCUCCACGAAAACUCAGGUUUAAACAGACAGAAAAAACCCUUCAAAGGCGCGUGUUAGUGGUAACCGCUGUAAGAAUCUUAGAUACAACCUUGCUUAUGUGUCUUCUGGGUAGUUUUGUUUUAAAAUACUCUGAAUGGUUUAAGAAACACCUGGGUUUUUGUUUCGUCUUGAGGGCUUUGCACAGGUUACCCAGCCACGCGUUUGUCUUCACAUUCACAGUUUUCCAAGCUUAAAUUUUUUCUAUGACGGUAUUUCAAAGGGAAGUUGGACAGUCUGUGUUAAGAUGGUUAAAAAUAUGAAUUAUUUUUAUUUUAUAAAUCAAGUUUUUUUUUCACUAAACAGUAGUUUUAAUGGCUGAUAUUUAAAAUAUCACAUCAAACUGUUUGUCAUCAUUUGACUAUUGAAUUUGCAUCCAUGCAUGCUGCAGGAUACGUGCGACUAAAUGUUUGCAACGGACGAUAGCUUUGUAUCAGUACAAACUGUUUAACCUAUUCCUCUUUGUUGUAAUCAAGUUUUGUGAAGUAGGUAUGUUCAAAACUAGGACACAAUAUGUGUGAUCGAAAACUAGGAUACCUCUUUUUUGCGACACGCGCAACCUCCUUUCGUCUAUUAUAUCUUACAAUAUGAGUGAAUAAAUGUGAUUGUUCUUUUUUUAAUCUCGUUUUUUUGUAGCGCGUCUCAGAUUUAGUUUAGUGUAUCUGUGUGUUCAGUUUGUUUCUUCUGCGGCAGCCCUACAUUUCUUGGUGAAAUAAAUAAGUAGCUUUAUCGCUCCUUCGUCUCAAGGCGUUUACAUUCCCUGCGUGAAUUCCUUUUUUGUGAGAACUACCCCGAACCCUGAUCAUUCGGCAAAUGAAGACCUCUUUUUCUAUAACGUUCAUGGGAUCCUCAGUUUAUGUCUGAAUAUAAUUGCAGUGGUCAAUGAAGGCGAGAAAGUCACAACUAGACAUACGUCAUGACAGCUUCUGGCUCACCUCUUUUUGCGGAGCCUGUUUUUAUCUUCGGAAGAGCGUUGCGCAACUCACUGUAUGUUAACCUUCUGGUUGGGUUGCAUGACGGCUUUGCGUGGGGAGUUUCCAUCAAUUCAUAGGCUCUUACAAGAUUUUAUAUAUGCAUUGCUUUGGCUACCCAGAUCGAGUUAAUCUUUCUCUCAAAAACUGCUUCCCUAUUAUAUUAUUUCGUUUGACUUGAAGAAACUUUGCUGGAACCAAAGUUCUCAUGCGAUGAAUCUUCCUUUAUCCUUCAUUAUUCCCUUGGCGAAGGUAAGAAAAAAAAACAACACUUUUUUCUUGAAGGAAAACGUUAUUUCGUUCAGGUCUGAUCGAGUUCAUAAGCAUUCAGAGCAUUGGAGAUUAACCUGCUCAAAACCUUUAAAUUGCUGCAUGUGCAUCGUAAAGAAUUAGUAAAAGCAUACUCCCCUCCGCUCCAAUUAACUUUUAACAAGAAGAAAACGAAAAGCUUCCAGAAAAUGAAAGUUGUAUAUUUGUAGAUGUCGGCACGUUAACGAAAAUUAACGCGUAGGUAACCGUUAAAACCACAACAUUAUCUAGCUGGAGUUCUGAAAACGUAGGUAAGGAAAUUGCAAUCGCAGAAAAAGACCAAAGCCGGAGGCAAAUGAAGAAAAGAAAAAGAAAAGGAAAGGAAAAGGAAAAAAAAUAGAAAUAGCAAAGAGAAAGAAAGGAUGAGAAGAAGAAGGAAAAAAAAAACGACUGAACUCUUACUUUUUAUGUUGACAUCUUUGGAGAUGGAGUGUUUGACAGUCUGAGGGGAGACCUCUAUUUUGGCCGUAACGGCUUUCAUUUUUCCGAUUUAAAGCCUGACGACCAAAUUUGUUGUAAUUUUACAGCUAACAGUUCAGUCUAUUAUAUUGUAAGCCCCCUAUUAUUUAGGGGGGGUCCUGGAACGGAGCAUGGGCUUCCAGUGCAAUAGCCAACAACGUUUGAGAUUUAUCCUUUUUGAAAAUAUAUAAGAAGCACGCCUUUUAUCACCAUAAACUACGAAGCACCUAUUAUUUUUUCUCUAAGUUUUCCGUAAAAGAGACACACAUUUUUUUUUGCGUUUUUCGUUUGAACGUAUAAUUUCAUCUAACGUGAGUGUCCUGUGUUUAAAGCUCAAAAUGUCUAACGCUCAUUUUUGACAUGUUCCACCGAACGGAUUUUGGCGGAUUUUUAGUAUAUUGCUAAGUGCGCCAACCCUACUUAGAUGACGUUGAACAAAUUCUGUUGCAACUAGUUUGAUGUUGAGCCUCAAAAAUGCCUAGAUUGACUGGACUAAAAUAAGAAAAAAAUAUAUAAGCAAUGUGAUACUAAAUAAAUACAAUUUUCUUUGUGAACAGAGUGGAAAGAAAUACUCUCCAGAGAAGGAUCGUUGUGUUAACAGAUGUUGUCAACCUAAUCCAUGUUUUCAUGAAGGGAGUUGCCAGGAGAUUUGUGAUCCCAUAGGGGCCAGGUUUAAUUGCACCUGUCCAGCUAAUUACGUCGGUACACGUUGUGAGCUCAGGUGUUAUUCAAGCUGCAAAGACGUUUUUCAAAACAACGUGACCAAAUCUGGAAGAUACGUAAUAUGCGAUGGGCAACAACUGCCAUUUUACGUUUACUGCGACAUGGAAUCUGACUCUAAGUUUCUAUGGGCUCUUAUACAGACAUUUUCGUUGUCGCACAAACAUUUAUUUGAAAACAAGCCAUUUGUCAUGAAUCAUCCUAUCAACAUGAAGAGUUGGAUCGUUAACUGGACAGCCUACCGUUUGUCCUUGCCUCAAAUGCAGUAUCUCAAAAAUCAGUCGACUCGUUUGAGAGUCACUUGUAAUUUUGCAAACGAAGGACUUGUAUACACUGACUACGCAAUUGCCCCACUACAACAACAUAAACUAUUCUCGAUCUUUUCUCGGCAAUGCAAGUGGUAUUAUCAUCUCAACAUUCGAGGAAUCCAGUGCUCGAAAUGUACUGCAGUAACUAAUCAAAGAGAGGGCCGUUCUUGGUUUAUCAACAGCUACGCAAGCAAAUUUGAGGCUGGGUGUACCUUUGAUGGCAGACCAGGCAUGAGAAAUCAAGAGCACAAUUUCGGAUGGUAUAGGGAUGGCAGAAUAAACUCAAAACACCGAUGUUCAUCUUCUCUUUUUUCAACAACCGAACACUGGUUAGGUAUAAGCAAUUCUUAA